This is a messenger RNA of Striga hermonthica, 808 nucleotides long. NCBI's taxonomy places the organism in Eukaryota, Viridiplantae, Streptophyta, Magnoliopsida, Lamiales, Orobanchaceae. The record is from the annotation of a GenBank genome assembly.
UCGAUCACACCUAUCGUCGAGAGCAAGGCCAUGGCGAAGCCGUGAUCGAGACAAGACGAGGACGCGAACACCCGAUCCUUCAUCACAGCACCCGUGCGUGCCCAGCAGCACCAGCCACGCCCCGACCGUGCCAGCGAGCAGCCCGGGGCCCGACCCAUACCCUUCUUAUAUUUUUCGAACCCUUAUGUGUGUUAUGAAUACUCGCCACCGUAACCGUCAGCCAUCCCCAUCUCCUUCUCCUCCUCGUCGUCAGCGCCAGGCCCCUCCGGCCAUGGACCUCACUCAGCUGAUUGUUCAGUUUCAGCGCAUGAAUGCGCCUACUUUCUCGGGGAAAGAGAACCCCACAGCUGUGCUUGAGUGGAUGAAGGAGCUGGACAAAAUAUUUGAUGUACUCUCCCUUCCCGACCGUCAGCGCGUGUCUCUUGCGGUGUAUCAGAUGAAAGAAGACGCCUCAGAUUGGUUGAUUGAGCUUUGGUCUCGGAGGCCCGAGGCGGAGCUUCAUGCUCUCACUUGGGAGCAAAUGAAAGUGAUGGUGCGCAGUAAGUUCCUCCCUCAGAGCUUUUGGGACAGAAUGGAGUACGAAUUCUAUCACUUACAGCAGGGCAGUUCCUCGGUGGAUGAGUACAUCCGCACUUUCACCCGUAUGUGCCUUUUUGCGGGUGAUGCGGUGAACACUGAUGCUAAGAAGGCCCGGAAGUUCCUCAAGGGUCUCAACCAGAGGAUUCGCGAGUUAGUGGGAAGCCAUGGACCGAUGUCUUAUGCUGAUACCAUGAGCCGAGCCCAGGAGGUGGAGAGCUGCCUCAUUCCA